CGAAAAUUGACAACUUAAUAGCUGUCACUUUGCUAAAGUAAAAAUAAUGCAAUUUUUAGAUUGUUUUGAUUUAUUGCAUCAUAACAUUGUGAAUUUUUUCUCCUAGAUGUGUUCCAUGAUUAGUGCGCGUUGAAAAUGUCGUGGUUGAACUUAAAUCAGAGUCUGAACAGCUUGAAAGGACAGAUUACAAGUUUUGCUACCGAAGUGUUAUCGGAUGUUCCUGUGCAAGAUUCCGAUGGAAGUUCUUCGAAAUCAGACGCCCCGGUUGGAGAUCUUGUAGAAAAAUGUCGUGCCCAGGAGCUGGAGAAUGCUUCACUCAAGAAGUUGGUAGAAGAACUGCAGGCUACGUUGGAAUCUGAGAGACACUCCAGAAAAAAUGGCGUUAAAGAAGAUGACUCCAAUUGGUACUGGGAUCCACCGGCCCAGUCAUCAGAACCAACUGAUGUUGAGAACCAAUACAAAAAUCAAAUCCGAACUCUACAAGAUGAAAUAUCCUCCAUAAAAGAACGAAGUACCAUUGACUUGAGACCCGAAAGAGAAGAAGUAGGCCGUCUACGCGAAGAAAACCAGAAUCUAACGAGCAGUUUGGAAGAACUAGAUAGUCAACAUCAAAUGGCAAUGGAACGACUUCUAUCUCUUAAGAAAGAACUUCAGACAAAUUUUGAGGUCCUGAAAAAAGAACACGAAGAAUUAAAAACAUCAAAUGAAGAAUAUAAAACUGAGACUAAGCACUUAUUAAAUAAAAUAAGCGAAAGAGAUAAGGAAAUAGAUAAUCUUAAAAACAUUAAAUCAGAUUACGAGACAAUACAUCAUAAAUAUCAAAAUUUGGAAAGAAUUCACAGCCUUCUUAGAGAGAACGCAGAAAAGUUCCAAGAAGAAAACCAAGAACUACAUGAAGAGGUCUUCAAACUGCAGGAACAAGUCACUAAAUUAGAACAUGAUAUGGAACUUAUGACUAAGCGUUCAGAAUUAUCUGAUUUCGUCUCCAGAGAACAAUAUGAUAAUGUAGUGAAAGAAUUAAAUGAUUUAAAAGGUAGAAGUACCCCUGAUAUAUUAGAUUUAGAUGAAAUCAAUAUAGAUGAUAACGCUAAAGGUGUUAUUGAGUCUUUGAAGCGAGAAAUACAUGAAUUGAAACAUAAAUUGUCUCUCAAGGAACUUGAGAAUGGCGACCACUACGAUAAUAAAGUUAUAAAAUCAGAUAAAAUCCUGCAGUUAUAUAACAAAUAUGUUGAUUUUGAACUCCCUGUUGAUUAUGUCGGUGAAAUACCAUCUGCUGGUGAUAAUGUUGUACUUUAUAAAUUAGAAUCUGUGUUCAAAACUUUAUACUCCCUCAAAAAAGAGGUCGACUCAGUAAAAUAUGAACUCUCGCAGAAAAAAAGCAAUAUAAAUCAUUUACAGUCACAAAUAGAUGAAUUGACCAAUGAAAAUGAUUUUCUUACUACCGAUAUAAACCAUUUUGAAAGAGAAUUGAGUGAAACGAAAAAAAAUAAUGAUUUUCUUAUAUCUGAACUUGCUGCCUUAAAAAAUACGUCCAAGUUAGAGCCCAUUAUUGAAUCACAUGAAGAUAAUUUAGCAAAGUUAGAAACGGAAUUAGCUGAUUCUAAUAGAAUAAACAAAACUUUUGAAUCAGAAAUAAAUAGAAUUAAAAAACAAUUAAUUGAGGUCAAUGAGGAAAAAGUGGGUCUUCAGAAAAGUUUAAGUGAUCUCAAAGAAAAAUAUACUACCAUGUUGUCAGAAAUUGAAAUGUGUAAAAAUCAAACAAAAGCAAUUGAAGAAUUGGAAAAUACUACUAAUACGGAAAUGUCUGUCAAAUUGAAAAAUACUACAGAUGAAGUGGAUGAUUUGAAAAAGCGUUUGAGUACAGCUAAUUCUAAAAAUGAACAGCUUUCCAUAGAUAUUCACAUUAUAGAAAAUGACAAAGUUUUAUUGACAAAAGCAGUAGACGACUUGAAGAAUGCUUUGAGUGAGAAAUCCUCUGAACAUAAAGAACUUGAAGUACUUAAAAUAGCUUUAGAUAAUAAGUUACACGAUCUUGAAGUCAAACUUGAUGAAGUGAUAAAACAUAAGUUAGAAAUAGAGCAAGAAAGGAAUAAAUUAGAGGAAACAGUUGCCAAAUUGCGGUAUGAGUUAUCUUCAAAAGAUGCUACAGAAACAGAAUUCAACAAAGACAGUAUGGAAAUUGUAUUACAAGAGAAAUUAGAUCAACUUUCAAAGGAGAAUAUGUCUUUGUUAGAAGGUAGGGAAAAUGUUACAUUGUUAGAACAAAGUAUUGAAGAACUGAAAGGAAAAUUACUUCAACAAGAUUUUUUGAGUAAUGAAAUAAUAGUAUUGAAGGAAGAAAAUCAAAGACUCCUUGAAAGAAAACUUCAACUAGAGGCAGAAUUGUCCGCGACUGAUACAAAAAUUGUUGGUUUAGAACAAGAAUUCGAUAAACUUAUAAAUGAUGUAAAUGAAAAAGAUACUUUAAUCGAUGCGCUAAACUUAACUAUAGUGAAAAAUAGUGAAACUUUACAGGCCUUGAAUCAGAAUGUUAAAGAUCUAGAAAAUAGUGUAGCUGUUAAAAAUGAUGAAAUCAACAAACUACGACAAACAAUAGAGACAGUUCAAAAUCAAUUUAGUGAAACUAGUCAGAAAUCGAAUAUUUAUCAAAACGAAUUAAGCAAAAUACACAAUGAUAAAGAAGAAGUAACAAAGCAAAUGAUCAUGAUGAGUGAAGAAAUUAACGCAAAAAAUACUGAAAUAUCAAAUUUGACUGUUAAGUUACAUGAACAAGAAAACUUGUGUUUGGAGUACAAAAAUGUGAUCGAUAGUAAAGAUAAAGAUAUAAAGGAACUUAAUCAGUCUAUAGUAGAAUUGACUGAUAAAUUAAAAACAACAGACAACUUCACAGAUCAUAAUGAUGAAUAUAUGAGAUUGGUGCAGGAAAAGAACGCAAUUGAAACAAGUCUCAAGAAGUCAGUAGAAGAAAAAGAGAAAGAGUUAAAAGAUUUGAAAGACGGAUUACAGAACUUGGAAAAGACAUGCAGUGAAUAUAAAAGUAUGUUGGAUAAUACAAUGAUCGAGAAAAACGAACUUAUGAGCUUUGUUACUUUAAAACAUAAUGAAAGUGUACAGUACCAUACGGAAAUACAAAGAUUGAAUCAAGCUAUUUUGGAGCAAACGAAUGAAUUUAAAAAUAUUAUAGAAGAAAAAGAGAGACAAAUCCAUAACCGCUCAGAAUAUUGUGCAAAUUGUGAAGCAGUAAGGGUAACUUUGAAGGAAAAAGAUGAAAUAAUAAAGAAUAUGAAUCAAAAUGUCAGUGGCUGUAUUGAUACCGUCAAAGCAGAGUUGUCAGAAGCUAAUAAGACAAUAAGCAUCUUAACUGAAGAACGCGACAAUUUGAGUCAAACUUUGGCUUACCAAAUAGAAACUGUUAAAACCUUGAAAGCAGAAAUUUUGCAGCUUACAGAACAAGAACAGAAUUCUACCCGUGAAUUAGAAAGGCUGAGACAUCACCUUGUAGAGUUAGAAGAAAACUAUACUCAGGAACUGAUGACAUCAGAACAAAAGCUGACGGAAUGUCAGACUAGGCUGAAUCAGGUCGAAGAGAGAGCCAAACAGAAUAGUACUGUAUAUACUAGUAACAGCAUUCGAGCAAACCAAGAAGUAGAGACGCUGCGUAAUCAAAUCAAACUGUUAGAGAAACAACGCGAAGACGUUCAAGUUAAACUCAGCGAGGCUGAAGAUGCAAGGAGCAAGAGUGAGGCGGCACUGACCAACUUGCAAGUUGUUUUAGAGCAGUUCCAAUUAGAUAAAGAACGGGACAUCCAAACAGCAACAGAAAAGAUUAGAAACAAAAUGGAGGACAUGAAACUUGAAAAUGUCGCAUUAAAUGAAGAAAUCUCCAGAUUGGGCAUGAAGUUAGAGGAAUCUUUGGCGGGACUACGCGCAGCUACCAGGCUCGGAGACCAGGUGGAAACAAAGACUGCUCAGAUAAAUGAUUUGAAAGAACAAGUUCGAACCUUACAAAUAUCUGUGGCGGCGGCUGAGGAGAGGUACCACAACGCCAUCUCGAACCAGCAAGAUCGCGUUGACAAGAAUCUGGUGAAGAAUUUACUCAUCAAUUACGUGCUGGCUUCCUCGCAGAGCGUGCAGAAUAGAACAAGAGUCCUGAAGAUCCUGUCAACAGUCCUGGAUUUCAACCAGCAAGAAUGCGAGAAACUCGGCCUGUCCAGGUCCACAAACCCCUCGGAUGGUAUAGCGGCCGAGUUCGUCAAGUUCUUGGAGAACGAGUCCAAGCCCAGGGCUCCCCUGCCAAGUAUGAUGAACCUGGGUCAAAAUACUAGUAGGAGUAGCACGCCGCCUUCUAGGAAAUCUUCUAUGAUGGGUCCAAACCCUUACGAAGUGGGCCACAAACGCAACCCCUCGACCGGUUCUAACAACCUACUUUUCCAAAACAUAGACUCAGUUGAGACCUCCUCGCAAAUAUCCAUAGAGUCUGACCACAGAGAGCCUAGAGUGGUCACACAAUUAGACACCGGCGUCAAUCAGACGAGGAACACGGAAGGCGCCAUUUUGAAACACGUUUUGAAGGAUAUGUGAUUAAAGGAUUAUGGAGUUUAAUGUCUUUGUAUUAAAGUGCAUUUUUGAUAUGAAUUGCGACCCUAAUGAUGAGAUUAGAAAAAUAUGUGCGUCAAUGUUAUUCAUUUAAUGCCAUAGCGCAAAGUAUAAAACAAGUUACUUUUAAAGACGCGACAUUCGCUUAUAGUCUUUAUCGACCGAUAUAAACUCGCAGAUUCGAUUUUGAAUCGAUUGAUGAAGCGAUCAUUUAAAGUCUCGCACAGAAACCGAAAGAAAUGCAGUCCUUUGCUAUAUUGUUUCGCCUACGGUUUCUGUGUAAGUGGCCUUUAAAAAUAAACUCCCUGUACUCUCAUGUUUCCAUACUAUGAAUGUAAGAUAUGUGUAUCAAACAAAAUGUCAUUAAAUACCAUUGUUAUUAUCCGAUAGAAGAUUCUUAAGGUCAAAUACUAUCUUGAAUUAACAAAAUGUAAACUCUACCGUAUGUAACGAAAAAGAAUUAAAUUUGAUUAAAAUAGGAGACUUCGAACUGUCCCAAUUUUUAAAAUUUUAUAUCUCCUGAAAAUCUGUCAUUUCUUUACCUACCUAUAUGUUAGUCAUUAUUAAGACCGCUGCUGACCAUAGGUCUUAAUGAUGAACGAAUGAGAAAAACAACUCACUAUCAUCUGUAAAAUAUAGCUUGAUCUCGUGACAGACGUCGAAUGCCUAUGCUUUUUAUGGUGUGUCUAGUUCGCCUCUAGCGUACCAAUAUCGUACCAUCCUGAUGACACAGCUAUAUUUUAUAGUUCGACAAUCAAACUAGUGAGUAAAAUUGAAUAUUUCCACUUAAGAGUUUGGAAACGACUUACAUCGCCCGCCUUUUAUCCUUUUGUAUCAUCAAGCGAGUAGUUUUCCUACGGUUUUGUAUGGUACGUAAUCACCAAUCCAGAUGUUCGAUCGAAUAGUCUUGCUACCUAUUUAAAGAGGACCCCGAACCCCAAAGCAUAGCUGUGGCGGGAACACGCAAGGAUGAAAGAUGAUAUCCGUUGAGACAGAGAUAAAUUCAUACUUGAUUUAAAUAUUUUUUAUAAGUUCUCAAAUAUAAUUUCGUUGCUAUUUAUAACUAAUAAUAUAAUUUGCUUAAUAGCUUAUGAUUCACUAGAUCAUAGAAAUUUAAAGACAUGGGUGCUACAAUUAUGAAUAAACGAUCUGUUUAAAAAAAAAAGAAUAUCAUUAAAACUAACUAAACUGCUUUGUUUUAUGUGUUAGGAAAUAGUUGCAUUGUUAUGUACCCGAACUAUUUCACACACGUUUGAUAAAAUAGACUAAUAAUAAAUUGUUUCACAAGUUUUAAUUAAAAAAAAUACGUUUUGCCAAUAUAAUUUUGAUUUAAUUAUGCGACUUACUUCUUUUUUGAAAAGAAGAUUUUUUUAAAUACGAUUUAUUUAUUUCAGCACAAUUAAUUUACAUAUAUUGAUAUUUCCAUAGCAUUUAUGAUUAUAAUAAUUAUUGUAUAAUAUGUGUAAAGUAUUGUUUAGUCUUUAUUUUUUAUUUCGAAGAUGUUUAACUGUCAUUAUGAUUAGCAAAAAUAUGUACAACAUGCAACUUUUGUCUAACGAAAAUCUAGUCUACUUCUUUGCUUAAUUUCUCCAAAAAUUGUCCCAAAAGUGUUUUGGUUUAUUCGUAACAAUCAGUCUCUUUAUAAUAUGAAAAUCUAUAAGUAAUAUAAUAAAUAAUAAUGAGAUAGUUAUGAUAAAAAAAACAUUUGAAUGGAAUGAUGGGUUACCCACAAAUUGGUAAACUAAAAAUUUCUACAAACUCCCAAGUUUAAAACUACGUCUGGUACUGAAUAUGUAUCUAGUGUAUGAAUCUCACAAAAAAUGUUCUGUUUAAAAUCCGCUUUUAAAUGUAAAUCUACAUAUAUGUAUAUAUAUAUUCAAAUUUAAAUUCAAAAUUUUUAUUCAUGAUUAUAGGACACUUCAUAUCACUUAAUAAUUGUCAUAUGUUUAUAUAAAAGCGAAAACUCUCGCUCAUGUACUCACUAAUUACGAUAUCUUGAAAACCUCUAGGCAAAUAAAGAUGAAAUUUGGCAGAAAGGUAUAUUGCGACCAAAGGACGUCCGCUAAGAAAUUCCCGCGGGAACGGCAGAUAAUAGGAUUUCUCCAUUUACGCGGGCGCGCACUUUAGUAUUGUAAAAAGCGAUAAAAAUUUUGUUAAUCUAAUGACAGUUAUCAUUUUUAAAAUACCGUCUACAUAAGUAAUCUAUGUUAUUAGGGGUUUAAAAUAUUUAGUUUGUUUGAUUAAUGUCAUAAUUGCAUAGGUUUCAGUAUCAAAUUUUUCUUAAUUUAAUACUGAAACCUAUGCAAAAGAAUAUAUAAAAUGUAGUCAAUAUACUAAGAAAGGAAUGUAUUAACAAUAAAAUUGUAACGUAUUUUUAAUUAUACUCAGUGUUACAAAAAAGAGAUAAUAUUAAAAAUUUAAUUUAGAAGGUAUGAUGCCUGCGAUGUGAAGAUGCGAAAAUUUGCAUCGCAUUUUUAGUUUUGUUUUGUUUUAAUUAUUUUAACUAAAAAAAAAAAAAAUAUUGUUCAUUAACCAUUUUUUUUAGUACACAGUGAUUGUAACCUAGAAUUAUUAUCGUUUAAACUUUUUUUCGUAAACCUUCGUGAAAACACGUCAAAAUAUUGUUUUCAGACUCAGUCGCCAUCUAGCGGUGUUAGUACAAACUACGUCAGAAACUGAAGCGAACAGUUGAGAUUUUAUUUAUAUUUUACCACCUCAGGGUCUGUUCAGAUCAAGCGGAUAAAUGUGUUACUUUUUAAGUGAUAUAACAAUAACUUCAUUCCAUUUACUGAAACCGUUUGGUGUGAAAUGACCCGUAGGACAUGAUUAUUUUUAUACAAUCGCUAUAUUAUACAUCUUAAUAUUAUCUAGUAAUAAAAAUUUCUAAAAAGUUAUUAACUGACGUAGCCAAAUUAAGUAUCAGCAUGUUAAUUUUAUUAACAGUUUUAAAUUUGUUUUGUAAAUAGCUAUAAAUAUUGUACAGAUUAUUUUAGCUUAUUGCAUUUUGGAGAAUAAAUUGUUUAUGGAAAAUAA
Molecule: messenger RNA, 7629 nt
Organism: Amyelois transitella
Lineage: Eukaryota; Metazoa; Arthropoda; Insecta; Lepidoptera; Pyralidae
Product: thyroid receptor-interacting protein 11
Exons: 9
Coding region: 136-4581 (1481 amino acids)
Biological process (GO): Golgi organization; endoplasmic reticulum to Golgi vesicle-mediated transport
Cellular component (GO): Golgi apparatus
Molecular function (GO): small GTPase binding
Source: RefSeq, a predicted model, not a curated record